Messenger RNA from Linum trigynum, 1506 nucleotides. Lineage: Eukaryota; Viridiplantae; Streptophyta; Magnoliopsida; Malpighiales; Linaceae. The record is from the annotation of a GenBank genome assembly.
AUGCUUUACCAUGUCCCUCCUGAUUACAUGAGCCUGCGUGUCUUUGGUUGCAUGGCUUAUGCCACUGUUGUUGGAGGUCACAAAACCAAAUUUGCACCUCGUGCCAGGAAAUGCAUCUUCCUUGGCAUUCCCACUGGUAUUAAAGGAUUCAAACUCCUUGACCUUGACUCUGAUCAGGUUUUUGUUAGUAGAGAUGUCCUGUUUCAUGAAGGCAUUCUACCUUUCAAACAAUCCCAGUCUGCCAAUCCUACAACUCUUCCUCCUGAUCAUUCUCCUUCACCUGUCGUGGAUGAUGAUGUCUUUCCACUCUCAUCUGCUGACAUUCCUAACAUUUCCUCUCCUCCUACUGCUAGUCAAUAUCCCUCUGACUCUGACAGUGAGAAUGAUCAGCCUCCUUCCUCACCUAGUCCCUAUCAUACCUCCCCUAGUCCUCAUCAUCCCUCACCUAUUCAUUCUCAUUCCUCACCCAGUCUUUACCAUUACCACUCUCCUCCUUCCUCCAUUCCUUCUACCUCUGCCAAACCUGUAGUUCCCCCUAGGAAAUCCACAAGGGUACCUGUCUUUCCUAAGAAAUAUGAUGACUUUUAUGUUGGUUCAGUCCAAGUCAGUAUGUCCCAUCUCACUCCUCCUCAGCAACAUUUUGCUCUUACCUUGCUUACCAAUGAGGAGCCAGUGAGCUAUGCUGAAGCUGCUAGAGAUCCCAGAUGGCAUGCAGCCAUGAAUGAAGAGUUCAGUGCACUUCAAGCUAAUGACACAUGGGACAUUACUGACUUGCCUGGGGGGGUUAAGCCAAUUGGCUCCAAAUGGGUGUACAAAAUAAAGUACAAGUCAGAUGGAGCCUUAGAAAGGUUUAAGGCAAGGGUAGUUGCUAAAGGCUAUACCCAAAUAUAUGGGAUUGAUUAUUGUGAUACCUACUCACUAGUGGCUAAGAUCACUUUAGUUAAAAUGUUACUGGAUGUUGCUUCUGCUCAGAAAUGGCAUUUACACCAAAUGGACGUUAACAAUGCAUUUCUGAAUGGGGAGCUUGAUGAAGUGGUCUAUAUGGAAUUGCCAUAUGGAUUAAGGGAUCUACUUGAGUACAAAGGGAAGGUUUGCAGACUCAAGAAGUCUCUUUAUGGGAUGAAACAAGCCAGUCGAAUGUGGUAUGCAAAGUUAACUGAGUCUUUACUCAGUAAUGGUUUCAAACAGUCUCUUGCAGACUAUUCCAUCUUCCUUUCCACUGUUCAGGGGCAUCUGGUUGUUUUAAUUGUUUAUGUUGAUGAUAUAGUGGUUGGCAGUGCUAGCCUUGAUGCAGUGAAGGAAGUUAAAAGGAUGUUAAUGUCCUUGUUUAAGAUGAAAGAUCUUGGAGAGUUACAGUACUUCCUUGGCAUGGAAGUUAGCAGAACAGAUAAGGGAAUUCAUGUUUGCCAAAGAAAAUACUGCAUUGAACUUCUUAAAGAAGCUGGUUUUGAUGAGUGCAAGCCAGCAAAGACCCCAUCAAGUGUCAAACAAGUGCUAUCUGCAUAA